Molecule: messenger RNA, 2713 nt
Organism: Aegilops tauschii subsp. strangulata
Lineage: Eukaryota; Viridiplantae; Streptophyta; Magnoliopsida; Poales; Poaceae
Product: pentatricopeptide repeat-containing protein At1g10910, chloroplastic
Biological process (GO): mitochondria-nucleus signaling pathway; chloroplast-nucleus signaling pathway
Cellular component (GO): chloroplast
Molecular function (GO): protein binding
Source: RefSeq, a predicted model, not a curated record
GAAAUUUAGACGAUAUUGUUGUGGACGAACACAUCCCCACCCUCCCGUUCUCCGGCGAACGAGACGACACUCUGCUCGGCUCGCUCGGACUCAGGCGAGAUGGAAGCCGCGUCCUUGCCGCUCGCCACCUCCCGCUUCCUCUCCCCGCCAGCGGCUGCGGCGUCCUGCUCCCGCACGAGGAGCCUCCCUUUCGUCCGCGCCGCCAAUCAGGCACUGGAAGCACGUAAAGUCCCCAAAGCCCAGCGGCCGUCCCCCCGGCGCAACGCCGUCGCUGAGGUCAAGGCCGCCCCCGACCCCGUCGCCGCCCUAACCAGGCUCGAGGAUGUGUUGCAGACACAGGACUGCAACAUAAUCUUGCGCCACUAUGGAGAAAUCAGGCGAUGGGAUGUGCUUUCUAAGGUCUUCGGGUGGAUGCAGGAGCAUGACAUGCUCAACAUUGCGUCUUACAGCAGCUAUUUCAAGUACCUGGGGUUGAGCCGUAAUGCUGCGAAAGCUCUGCAAGUGUACGGUUCCAUUCAGGACCAGUCGACCAGAGUCACUGUUUCUAUUUGUAAUUCUCUUCUCGGGUGCUUGGUGAAGAACGGGAGGUCCGACAGCACCUUCAAGCUUUAUGAUGAGAUGAUACGAGGAGGUCUAUCACCUGAUCUCUUCACCUACAGUACUCUGCUGUCAGGGUGCAUGAAGUUGAAGCACGGCUACGCUAAGGCAAUGGAGUUGAUCAAUGAGCUCAACUCACGCGGUCUUCAGAUGGAUAGUGUAAUAUAUGGUACCCUCUUGGCAAUAUGUGCAUCUCAUAACUACUGCGAGGAAGCUGAGGCAUACUUCAAGAAAUUGAAGGAUGAAGGCCAUAGUCCUAAUCUGUUUCACUACAGUUCCCUGUUGAAUGCGUAUUCAGUAAAUUCUUAUUAUGAAAAAGCUGAGCUGUUGAUGAAAGAUUUGAGGUCUUCUGGUUUAACACCAAAUAAGGUUAUACUGAUCACUUUGUUGAAGGUAUAUUCUAAAGGUGGUCUGUUUGAGAAGGCUAAGGAGUUGCUAACUGAAUUGGAAGCCUCAGGCUUUGCACAGGAUGAGAUGGCAUAUUGCAUAUUGAUUGAUGCACUUGCCAAAGGAGGAAAGAUAUGGGAAGCAACAAUGGUGUUUAAUGAAAUGAAAGGAAAAGGUGUCAAGUCUGAUGGCUAUGCAUUUAGUAUCAUGAUUUCAGCAUUGCAUCGAGGUGGUUAUCGUGAAGAAGCAAAAAAGCUUGCAAAAGAAUUUGAGGAUCAGAAUGCCACAUAUGAUCUUGUUAUGCUUAACACAUCACUUCGUGCUUACUGCAAUACAUAUGAUACGGAAAGUGUAAUGAGAAUGCUGAAGAAAAUGGAUGAGUUGAAUAUAUCACCUGAUGAUAUCACAUUUAAUACCUUAAUAAGGUACUUCUGCAAGGCAAAGGUCUAUCACCUAGCAUACAAGACGAUUGUAGAUAUGCAUACGAAAGGCCAUCAACUGAACGAGGAGCUUUGUUCUGAGAUAAUGGUGCAGCUAGGAGAAGCAGGUUUUCCUUCUGAAGCGUUUUCUGUGUAUAAUAUGAUGAGAUAUAGUAAGAGAACAGUUUGUAAAUCUCUUCAUGAGAAGGUUUUAGGCAUCUUAGUUCCAGCAGGACUUCUGAAGGAUGCCUAUAUAGUUAUUAAGGACAAUGGAGAGUCGAUAUCUCCACGCUCUUUGGAGAAAUUUGCUACACAAUUCAUGAUCUCUGGCAACAUAAAUUUGAUUAACGAUGUUAUGAAAUCCCUAAACCAUUCAGGAUGGCGUAUAAGCCAGGAAACCUUUGGUAGAGCAAUUCAGCGAUACAUCCAGAAGCCCGAUAAGAAGCAACUAUUGUUAUGCCUCUUGGACUGGAUGACUGGUCAAGGCUAUUCUGUGGACUCAUCAUCAAGGAACUUGCUUUUGAAAAAUGCACAACUCUUUGGCCAAAAACAACUGAUAGCAGAAAUCCUUUCAAAGCAGCAAGCAGCUUCAAGGAUAACAAAUAAGCUCAUUGAUUAACACAAAAUUUAAUCAAAUCGAAGUUGUCCAGAUUCAUCAUAUAAUGUUCUGGAGAUAGUUUUUUGAUGAUCGACGAUACCAAAUUCACAAGGGUCUGUCAGGUUACAAGUUAUCAUCCUCAUGUUUCCAGGCUACAAGCAAAACUUUGUUGAGUUUCAGAUUAUGCCAGGCUAUUCAAUUCAGCGAGGUCACUCACUAGAACUGCAACUGGGAUUGAGGAUGACAACCGGGCUUGCAGUGAUGUUAAUAUUGGAUCUUGGGAUGGCUAAGAGGAACGGAAGUAAGUUAAUAGUUACAUUUCUUGACAGCUUCAUCUGUGCAAGUUGCUCAAAUUUGGUGGUUGUGCGAUUGGCAUUAUGUUCUUGCUGGAAACAAGUGCCUAGUUCUGGAAAGCUGAACUGAAGAUUUUUAAUCUUUUGCGGUGUUGCUGUACAUGCUUUUCUGUAAAAGCAUAGUGAAACAUGGAAAGGGCAGAGUUUUCCGAGGCAGUAAAUGUAAGACGUGUUAGGUAGGACAGUUCUGAAGAAGACUUGUGGAGUUCGCAACUUCUUUUGUUGCAUCUGGCUUGAGAAAUCAUGGCAACUAAUUACUUAGAGGAAGUCGCAAUAUAUUUUUAUCUAUUAUAAUUAAAAACUAAACAUGUGUCGCAACAUGUGGUACCAUGCAUCAGCAAAAUUACUUGUUUUUCUUA